This is a messenger RNA of Coregonus clupeaformis (lake whitefish), 3058 nucleotides long. RefSeq names its product oxysterol-binding protein 2-like. Lineage: Eukaryota; Metazoa; Chordata; Actinopteri; Salmoniformes; Salmonidae. Gene Ontology annotation, molecular function: cholesterol binding. The record is from RefSeq and is a predicted model, not a curated record. Bases 385 to 2625 code for a protein of 746 amino acids. Gene Ontology annotation, cellular component: membrane; intracellular membrane-bounded organelle; cytosol. The transcript is spliced from 14 exons.
UCGAAUAUCUUGUCAAUAUAAUAGACAAUCUUUGUCAUAAACCAGUGUUUGACUUGGCCGAGCAACUACGUCACACUCCUCUUCCCCUGCUCUCAUCAGGAACAGUGCUGAACUCUCCGCUAGGUUAGGGAGAAUCAAGAUAGCUAAACACGCUCUCCAACCCGGUGGUAGCCCCACUCCGUCUAGCUGAACUACUAGUAAAUAGCUACAGUGGGUUACCUCGUCGGCGUUGCUUCAUGGGUAAAGCAGGUGCGGUGUUGGUCGUUCAUAGGCAAGCUAGCUAGCAGUAUCAUCCCUCCAGGGGCUAGCUAGUAACGUAGCUAGCUAACGUUAGCAGCUCAGUGUUGAUUCCUCUGACUCCAUCAACCGCUGACAGUGGUGCAAAUGAGUGAACCGGGGAAGUGUUUGCCUUCCCCUACUUCUUCAGGGGGGCAACCUGCGGCGUCUGACACAUACAAAGGCUGGUUAUAUAAAUGGACUAACUACUUGAAGGGCUACCAACGCCGGUGGUUUGUCCUUAGCAACGGCCUUCUGUCAUAUUACAGGACUCAGGCAGAGAUGGCCCACACUUGCCGUGGCACCAUCUCCCUGACCACUGCACACAUUGAGGUGGGUGACGCGUGCCACCUGGUGCUGACCAGCGGGGGGCGGAGCUACCACCUGAAGGCCACCUCAGAUGGGGAGAGUCAGCGCUGGGUCUCUGCCCUCCAACAGGCUAAGGCCAACGCCAGUCACAUGAUGCACCAAUCAGAUGACUCUGGAGACGAGGCCCCCGUGCCCCAGCCUGACCGAGCCCUGACCCAGGGGGCUCUGAAGACCCUGGCCAGUAAGCUGGACGACCUGAGCACCUGCAACGAGCUAAUCGGCAAACACGGCGCCGCCCUGCAGCGAUCCCUCAGCGAGCUCGAGGACCUGCGCGCAGCCACAGACGGCACUGACAAACUCAAGACUGUCAACGAGCGUGCCACACUCUUCCGCAUCACCUCCAAUGCUAUGAUCAAUGCCUGUCGGGACUUCCUGGACGUAGCAGAGACACACAGCCGGAGGUGGCAGAGAGCCCUGCAGUAUGAGAAAGAACAGCGCCAUCACCUGGAGGAGACUAUUGAACAGCUAGCCAAGCAGCACAACAGCCUGGAGAGGGCCUGGAGAGAGGACCCCAGCACACACCCAGAUGAAGGUGAGAGGACGCAGGAGGGAGACGCCAGUGAUGAGAAUGAAGAUACAGAGUUCUUUGAUGCCAUGGAGGACUCCCCUGCCUUCAUCACAGUGACCGCCUCUGACCACACCCAGCACAGACGCUCCGGCAGUAACCAGAGUAUCAUGAGUGGAGGAUUACCCAAUAAUGAAUGGAGCCACAACGAGAAUGACUCUGGCUCCAACAACGUGCAGCUGCGUAGAGUUAGACGGAGCCGCAUCCCAAACAAACCCAAUUACUCCCUCAACCUGUGGAGCAUCAUGAAGAACUGCAUUGGCAAGGAGCUGUCCAAGAUCCCCAUGCCUGUGAACUUCAACGAGCCCUUGUCGAUGCUGCAGCGUCUGACUGAGGAUCUGGAGUACAGUGACCUGCUGGACCGGGCGGCUCGCUGCGAAUCGGCCCUGGAGCAGAUGUGCCUGGUGGCAGCCUUCUCUGUGUCCUCCUACUCUACCACCAUCCACCGCACUGCCAAGCCCUUCAACCCCCUGCUGGGGGAGACCUACGAGCUGGACCGCCUGGACGACUUCGGCUACCGCUCCAUCUGCGAGCAGGUCAGUCACCACCCCCCAGCCGCCGCCCACCAUGUGACGUCACAGCGAGGCUGGACCCUGUGGCAGGAGAUCACUAUCGACAGCAAGUUCAGAGGGAAAUACAUCUCUGUAAUGCCAUUAGGCUGCAUCCACCUGCAGUUCCACUCCAGUGGGAAUCACUAUGUGUGGGGCAAAGUCACCUCCACGGUGCACAACAUCAUAGUGGGCAAACUGUGGAUUGACCAGUCUGGGGACAUUGAAAUAGUCAACCACAGGACCAAGGACACCUGCCACCUCAAGUUUGUCCCUUACAGUUAUUUCUCCAGAGACCUCUCACGCAAGGUGACAGGGGUGGUAGCAGACAGCGAGGGCACGGCCCAUCACAUCCUGUCUGGGACCUGGGACGACAAGAUGGAGAGCGCCAAGAUAGUGGAGAGUAGCCGGGGAUGUGGAGGGUCAGAGGGCAAACAGAAGACCGUCUACCAGACCCUCCAGCCCAAACUGCUGUGGAAGAAAUACCCACUCCCGGAGAAUGCUGAGAACAUGCACUUCUUCUCCUCCCUGGCCCUGACCCUGAACGAGCCCGAGGAGGGCGUGGCCCCCACUGACAGCCGCCUGAGGCCGGACCAACGGCUGAUGGAGUCGGGGCUGUGGGACGAGGCCAACGCCCACAAACAGCGUUUGGAGGAACGACAGAGGCUGGAGAGGAGGAAGAGGGAGGCACAGGCCACACAGGUUCUGGAAGAAGACUCCUUAGGCCAAGACAUCGAGGGCUUCCAGCCACUGUGGUUCGAGAGGAGGACAGAUGAUUCAACGGGGGAGAGCACUUACGUGUACAGGGGUGGAUACUGGGAGGCCAAAGACAGACAGGACUGGAGCCAAUGCCCUGAGAUCUUCUAAGGCUCCACCCCUGGGACUGUGACAUCAUCACUGGAGGGCAGAGCUGAAGGACUGAUGGACAAGCAGAGGGAGGGGUCCACAUGCUGCAAACACAUGGACAUGUGGACAGCUCUUUGUCCAUGUGUGUGUAUUUGUGUGUUCCAGAAAGACAGAGCCCUCCAUGCCAAACUUCAAGAACAUUAUGUCCCCUUCACCGACCAGUGUGUUUCCCAAGCAUGGCCUUGUGUGUGUGUGUGUGUGUGUGUGUGUGUGUGUGUGUGUGUGUGUGUGUGUGUGUGUGUGUGUGUGUGUGCAACAGUGAGUUUGAGAGACAUAACUAUUUGAGAUAUUUUGAUUAAGAGUUACAAAAUAGAGCUAAUGCCAGUGGUGGAAAAAGUACCCAAAUGUCUUACUUGAGUAAAAGUAAAGAUACCUUAAUAGAAAAUGACUCAAG